Thermochaetoides thermophila DSM 1495 is the source of this 4134-nucleotide messenger RNA. Its product is annotated as ubiquitin-protein ligase-like protein. Gene Ontology annotation, biological process: positive regulation of protein catabolic process; protein polyubiquitination; proteasome-mediated ubiquitin-dependent protein catabolic process. Bases 1 to 4134 code for a protein of 1377 amino acids. NCBI's taxonomy places the organism in Eukaryota, Fungi, Ascomycota, Sordariomycetes, Sordariales, Chaetomiaceae. The transcript has 2 exons. Gene Ontology annotation, molecular function: ubiquitin-protein transferase activity. The record is from RefSeq and is a predicted model, not a curated record.
AUGUCAACUCCGCGUGACCGCUCCCUCUCCAUCCCUUACACCUCCCACACCCGCACGCCCUCCAAUUCCAGCCCCUCAACAAACCCCAUAAUCCCCCCAUCAUCCUCCCACUGCCGCCAACCGUCAUCAUCCGGCCUGAGCACCCUGCCCCCUUCCCUCCAACAACAACUCGACCCCCAACCGAACCGGCACCAUCAUCCCUUCCGCUCUCACGCUCGCUCCAUUAGCGGGCAGUUCCGCGGGGACUUUGACGGCUGGGCAAAUCUGGAUUGUUUAGUUCCUAGUAAGGAGGAUCAGCUCCAGCCGAGGGGGUUUGGGACUGUGGGGGAUGAGUCGAGUGAUGAGGAUGAUGACGAGUUUUUGAGUCUUACGACUACGAGGAGGAGGAAGUCCAAAGAUAAGGAUAAGGGGAGUGAGGGGAGGGAAAGGAGUAGGAGUCGCUUGAGGGGGGCUACAUUUGUCAUUCGGUCCGGGAGAUCUGGGUCUGUCUCGGGAGGGGGAGGGGGAGGGAUGGGACAUUCCAGGUCGGCGAGUCAGCCCUUUUUGGGGUCGGCUACGAUGGCGGCUAUUCAGGGCAUGGUUGGAUCGAGUUCGGUGGAGGGGUUGGAUGGACGAAGAGGGGGGAAUAGGUUUCUCGGGUUGGGACCAAAUCAGGGGCAGCAGAGAGGAAGGUCGAAGAGCCCUGCUGGUCUCGGGGCUGGGAUUGGGCAUGUCAGGAAGGGGAGCUCGUCUGGGGCAGGGGGUUCAGUACCUGGGGUAAUGGGGAAUCAUCAUAACGAAAGGCAUGUUGCUGGAGAGGAGUUUGUCACCGGACGCUGCAUGACAUGUGCGUCUCUGAUGCGCUGGCCGCGCGAGCACACUGUCUUUCGGUGUACUAUUUGUAUGACGGUGAAUGAUCUCGUGCCUGUGGAAAGGGGGCCGUCGGGGGAUGGGCAGCAACAUCGCGAUCGGGAUAGGCCUAUCUCGUUGACGCAUGCUAGGGCACUGAUUGAGCAGUGUUUGAGGGAGUUUUUGAGGGAGAGGUUGGGGGAGAUGACUGCUGGAAAGGCACCUGGGGAUCAACCUAAGGAUGGGAAUGGGAAGCAGAAGGAGAGGGAAGAGGAUAGGGGGAGGAGACAGGAGCCUGCUGGGGUACCUCGGCCGCCGAAAGGGGAUAAGGAGGUGCUGCCCAAGCUUGUCUUGCCCCCUCUUCCUCAGAGAGUGCCCCCUCCUGUGCCGGGUCAGUCACUGUUGCGGCCGCCAGAGAUGAGGGGUCCAAGGCACUGCCGUGGUCCGAGCUGGUCCGGCACUGCCAGAUCAUCACGGGCCGAACCUUCUCCAGGACCGGUGCCGUUCCCGAGGAGACAGCCCUCCCGCGAUCUACUCGUCCAGAAACCCCCUCCGCCGCCGCCGCCAAUGCCUUCCCGGCCGCCGCCCAGCCCGCCGACUCAGGAUGUCAAAGUCAAGCGGAUAUUCAAACCGCUCGAGGACUACAUCGUCUCCUGCAUAACCAACUUUCACUCCCUCAACACCUCCUUCCUGACCAUCCCCCUCCCUCAGCACCAACCCCAACCUGAGUCCUCUCAACACCACAAGCAUCACCCUGACCCCCUCGUCACCCGCAAAUCCCCCCACCUCGACUGGUCCCGCCUCGAACAAUUCUACCUCACCAUCCUCGAGCCCGCCCGUCCCUGGUUCGACGUCUACCGCGCGCUGGUCCAGGAAGACCCCUCUCUCGCUGUGCCAGCUGCUGCCCUAAAGGACAUUGAGGGGCAGCUAUUAGCCUCUCAGGAGCACGUCCAGCGGGCGGUGCUAAAGGCAUGCGAGGCUGUGCUGAAGCGUCCGGGACGGAGGAUUAGAGGCCCCGGGGAAGUGAGGUGGUUGUUGAUUUUGGCCGUGUGUCCUUUGUUUGUUGCCGGGUGGAGGAGUUGGAGGGGGAGGUUUGUGACUGCUGACGGGAACUUGGGUCCGGCUUCAUCACUGGGGACCGGAACCGGAGCCGGGACCGGGACUGGGGUUGGGGCUGGCCCUGCGGCUGGGGCGAAUUCGGGGAUUAUUAAGCGGAUUGUGGGGUUGCUGUGCAAUGCGCCAGUUGAGUGUCAUCAGCAUUUGGUUGCGUGGUGGGCGCGGUGUCCGGAGCAGGUAUUGGUUUUAACAAAGGAGUUGAUGUCGGGGUUCUUGGCGUAUAGGUUGAACCGGCAGAAUGAGAAGACGGCUGCUGCUGCAGAGGAGGAGGAAGCUAUGAGGAGGGACGAGGACACGUUAGGCGGAUUGGUUCCGAGUGUGGAUAUAGGAGUGUCGAGCAGGGCGAUGUUGCAUGCUGCACUGUUGAGUCAGGCUCGGCCGGGGACUGCUAAUGGGAAUACUGGCGGAGGAGGUUCGGGGAAGAAAAAGAAGGAUGAGAAGCCGAAGAGGGUGAUUAGGGAGGAUUGGCAGAUCAAGGCAGCCGCGACGGUAUUGGGGUUGGUGUUUGCUGCUAAUAAGGCUUGCCAUUCGAGGGAGAGUUUGACGGCUAAGGAUGGGAGGGCAGGCUAUCUGACAGGCUACCUGCAGCAACAUCACCAUGCCCAACCGCAGCAGCAUGGCAUCAGUAAGCCAAGGGCUCAGGUUCUGCCUACGAGCGAUUUCUACAUCACCCUGCUGGACGAAACGGACGUCAUCGCCGACUUUGAGACGUGGUCCCAACGUCGAGGAAAUACUUCCCACAAUAUCAGCCUCAACCACGGCAGCGCCACCAACAAUACCAACGUCCGCUUCACCUUCUGCCAGCACCCCUACCUGCUGAGCAUCGGCGCCAAGAUGCGCAUCCUCGAGCACGACACCCGUCGGCAGAUGGAGACGCGGGCACGGGAUGCCUUCUUCAAUAGUUUGCUCUCGGACUAUCAUCACCAUCCUCAUCCCAGGGAGAUGUUUGACCGGUUUUUGACGCUGCGUGUCAGGAGGGAGUGUUUGGUCGAGGAUAGCUUGAGCGCUGUGGGCGAGGCGAUUGGAGCUAGUGCCGCCGCGGGGGGCGGGGUCGGCAUAUUGGAUGUGAAAAAGGAGUUGAGGAUCGAGUUUAUGGGUGAGGAGGGCGUCGAUGCAGGCGGGUUAAGGAAAGAGUGGUUUUUGUUGUUGUGCAGGGAGUUGUUUGAUCCGGGGAACGGCAUGUUCCUCUACGACCCGGACUCGCACUACUGCUACUUCAACCCCUUCUCACUCGAGCCCUCGCAGCAGUACUUCCUCGUCGGCGUCGUCCUGGGCCUAGCCAUCUACAACUCCACCAUCCUCGACAUCUCCCUCCCGCCCUUCGCCUUCCGCAAGCUGCUCGCUUCCCCUUCCUCCAAUCCUCACAGCUCGACCCUAGACGACCUCGCCGAGUAUCGCCCGACCCUCGCCCGCGGCCUACGUCAGCUGCUAGACUACCCCAACCCGGACGAAGUCGAGGACGUAUUUGCGCUGUCCUUUGCCAUCACCGUCGACCGGUAUGGCGUGGCCGACACGGUGGAGCUGUGCCCUGGAGGCAGCCGCCGGCCCGUCACGGGCGCUAACCGCAGGGAAUUUGUCGACCUUUAUGUGCGCUAUCUACUGGAUACGUCUGUCGCUAAGCAGUUCGAGCCGUUUAAGCGCGGGUUUUGGUCCAUCGUCGGCCACGAGGGGGGAACCCACGGCCUAUUUGGGGGCGGCGAGGCAGGCGUGAAUGUCUUGUCGCUGUUUCAGCCUGACGAGGUGGAGUUGUUGAUUCGGGGGUCGAACGGUAGCUCAGGGAAUUCUUUGAAUGGGGAUUCAUUACCCCCGCUGGAUGUCGCGGCGCUGAAAACGGCCGCGACGUAUGAUGGCUGGGAGAGAUAUCGUCCUAAAAGCCCCAGCGGAAGACCCCCCUUCAACCCCGCCGAAGACGAGCCCACCAUCCGCUGGUUCUGGGAGACCUUCGAGUCGGCCUCGCCCGUCGCUCAGAGGAAAUUGUUAGCAUUUGUCACAGGCAGCGAUCGUGUCCCCGCUGCGGGGGCAGGAAGCCUACGGAUUGCGCUACACUGUUUGGGGGAUGAUUGUGGACGAUUCCCGACAGCACGGACGUGCUUUAAUGUCCUUGGGCUGUGGAGAUGUGGGACGAAGGAGAGGCUUGAGGAGGUGUUGUGGAGGGCGGUUUGGGAGAGUGAAGGGUUUGGGUUGAAGUAA